AUGAUGAUCUCUCGAGUUGCCGUCCAGUAUGCCCCCGUGGUUGCCACUCGAGCCGUAGCUGCCAGGUCGUUGGGUCUAAUGCGGAUGUCCUCGGUGGCGUUCUCGAGCCCUGCAUGUGCCAAGUUGAACAAGUCUCUCGGGUCUGAACUCCAACAUGAGAAAGAAUCUUACGAGCAACCCGCUAUUUGCAAGCAAUUCCUGGCCGAUCAAACUUGGAAAUUCGAAGAGGUUGAAGGUGAUGUAAAUAUGAGCAUCACCAGGCAGCUCCCGGGAGAUAAGACCGCCGUCAUUGAGUGGCAGCUUACCAGCCCUUUCAAUGAUGCUGGCUUCGAUGGUAUGGAAGCGGAGGCUACUGAUUUCACUGUGACCAUCGAGAAUAAGGCUGGACAGGGUCUCAUCUUCUACUGCAGUACAGCAGCUGGGGAAGGUCAUCGUUAUGUGAUUGGAAACUGCAGGGCGUUUACUUCGGUUGCUGAAAAGGAAUCAGCGUCGAGCUAUAACGGUCCCGAGUUCGAGGAUCUUGAUGACAACAUGCAGGAGGCUUUCGAUGAGUAUCUUGCCGAGGUUGGUCUCACUGAUGGGGUGUGUGACUUUAUUGAUGCUACGGCUCUUGAUAAGGAACAGAGGGAGUACAUGAGGUGGCUGUCCCAAUUGAAAGCGGUUGUUGGUGGUAACUAG
Perkinsus marinus ATCC 50983 is the source of this 678-nucleotide messenger RNA. RefSeq lists its product as hypothetical. The coding region runs from base 1 to 678 and encodes 225 amino acids. Lineage: Eukaryota; Perkinsozoa; Perkinsida; Perkinsidae. Gene Ontology annotation, cellular component: mitochondrial matrix. The record is from RefSeq and is a predicted model, not a curated record. The transcript is spliced from 6 exons.